Messenger RNA from Pelodiscus sinensis (Chinese soft-shelled turtle), 6112 nucleotides. It is a transcript of the gene ARID4A, whose product is annotated as AT-rich interaction domain 4A. Gene Ontology annotation, cellular component: nucleus. The record is from RefSeq and is a predicted model, not a curated record. Lineage: Eukaryota; Metazoa; Chordata; Testudines; Trionychidae. Gene Ontology annotation, biological process: regulation of transcription by RNA polymerase II. Gene Ontology annotation, molecular function: transcription cis-regulatory region binding.
GCGGGGUGGAGAGGAGAGGGUCAGGUCCUGGCUGAGUAAUCUCUCCUCUUGUGCUUGAGAAAGUUGAGAGGGGAAGAAGGCGGCCAAGGGCCUUGUCUCUGCUGCGCAGGAGCUGCCCUUGUCCCAGCAGCUGGGCUGCGAGCCGCUUACAGCUCCAGUGGAGUAGUAUUAAUAUUAUUUUUGCCUGCGUUGCGUGUGUGUGGAGCCUCUUCUUGCCUGACAUGGUGCAAAGGCGGAGGGAGCAAUGGCGACUUGUCCUGACACACGGAGGGGCUGAGGAGCAGCAGGAGGCAGCCGAAGCGGGACGGAAAAGGAGGUUUUUUUCAGUAUAAUUAGGGUCAGAAGAUAUCUUUGAGCUGGAAUCCCUCAAAUAACCUUCAAAGAUGAAGGCAGCAGAUGAACCUGCCUACCUGACAGUGGGAACUGAUGUCAGUGCCAAGUACCGUGGUGCCUUUUGUGAGGCAAAGAUUAAGACAGUGAAAAGACUGGUGAAAGUUAAGGUGAUCCUGAAACAGGAUAAUUCAACUCAGUUAGUGCAAGAUGACCAAGUAAAAGGACCUUUAAGAGUCGGUGCAAUUGUUGAAACCAAGAUGCCUGAUGGAUCCUUUCAAGAAGCUAUUAUCAACAAAUUGACAGAUGCCAGCUGGUAUACUGUAGUUUUUGAUGAUGGAGACGAGAGGACAUUGAGACGAACUUCAUUGUGCUUGAAGGGGGAGAGACACUUUGCAGAAAGCGAGACACUUGACCAACUGCCACUAACAAAUCCAGAGCACUUUGGAACUCCAGUAAUUGGGAAGAAAUCCAACAGAGGAAGAAGAUCUUCUCUUCCUGUCACUGAAGAUGAAAAAGAGGAAGAAAGCAGUGAAGAGGAAGAAGAAGAUAAGAGACGUCUUAAUGAUGAACUGCUUGGCAAAGUUGUGAGUGUAAUUUUUUGUUCAGAGAAGACUGACUGGUAUCCAGCUUUGAAAAGUCCUACACAAGAUAAAACACGACAGGGCCAUGGUGAUCAUGAUAGCACCCGUGUGGCCCAGACAGACCUGGUUCCCUUACCUGUCACAAAGGUAAUAUCUCCCAGCUGUAAUGAUGACAUCACGGUGAAAAAGGACCAGUGUUUAGUUCGAUCUUUUGCAGAUUCCAAAUUUUAUUCAAUAGCAAGAAAGGACAUCAAAGAACUAGAUGAAAACCUAUCAAAAUAUGAUCUGCCUGCUAAAAAAGGGUUAAAGGAAGCAAGCAUUUUCUUAAACACAAAAGCUGUUCCUGAUAACUGGAAAAUGGACAUGAGUGAAAUCUUGGAGUCCUCCAGCAGCGAUGAGGAAGAUGGAGCUGCUGCAGAAAGUGAUGAUGAAGAAGAAGAGGAAGAAGAAGACGACAAAGUGGAAGAAAAAGAGGAAGAAGUAGUGCCGGAGGAAGAGCUUGAUCCUGAAGAGAGGGACAACUUCCUCCAACAGCUUUACAAGUUUAUGGAAGACAGAGGUACUCCUAUCAAUAAACCACCUGUUCUGGGCUACAAGGAUCUUAACCUCUUCAAACUUUUUAGACUGGUGUAUCAACAGGGUGGGUGUGACAAUAUUGACAGUGGUGCUGUAUGGAAGCAAAUUUAUAUGGACCUUGGCAUUCCUAUUUUGAACUCAGCUGCUUCCUACAAUGUAAAAACUGCUUAUAGAAAGUAUCUUUAUGGUUUUGAAGAAUACUGCCGCUCUGCAAACAUUCAGUUUAGGACCAUCCAUCAUAAUGAACCAAAAGUGGUAGAAAACAUUCAGAAACAAGAAGAACCAAUGGAGGAAAGUGUAAAAGAGGAACAAGAAAUGCUUCCAGCAGAAGUAAAAAAUGAAGUGGAAGAAAAUGAUUCCAGCAGUGAAAGUGAAAAAGAAGAAAUAGAAUUAAGAUCCCCAAGAGGGCGGAGGAGACUUGCUCGUGAUGCAAUAACUAUUAAAAAAGAAACUGAAGAAGAUAAAAUGCAGGACAAAUUAAAAGAUAGCAACAAAGAAAAUAAAGAUGUAGAGGAAACACUUGAGAAUGCAGAGAAGAAAGAAAAUGAGACUCCACUGGGGAGAAAGAACACAUCAAAGCAAAAAGAGAAGAAAAUGAAAAAACAAGAGGAAUCUGAUAAAGAAUCUGAUGAAGAGGAAGAGAGGAGGCAAGAGAGGGAGGAAAUUGAUAACAAAGGAGAAUCAGAAGGGGAGGAGGAUGAGGAGGACACAGAGCCCUGUCUAACGGGAACCAAAGUGAAAGUAAAAUAUGGACGUGGAAAAACUCAGAAAAUUUAUGAAGCCAGUAUUAAAAGCACAGAAAUUGAUGAUGGAGAGGUUUUAUAUUUAGUACAUUACUAUGGCUGGAAUGUAAGGUCACCUGACUUCCAGUGCUUUGCUGGCAGGAGACCAGGAAGGUCUGCACCUUCAGAUAUCCUCAGGAUCUUAGGAAGAUAUGAUGAAUGGGUGAAAGCUGAUCGGAUUAUCUGGCCUUUGGACAAAGGAGGACCAAAGAGAAAACAAAAGAAAAAAGCAAAAAAUAAAGAAGACCAGGAAAAAGAUGAAAAGAAGGAUGAGGAGAAACAGAAAUCAAAACGUGGCCGCCCACCUCUGAAAUCUACUCUUCUGUCAAAUAUGUCUUGCAGUUUAUCCAAAACACCUAAUAGUGAAGGAACACCUCGCAGGCAGACGAGACGUAGCUCAGGAAUGUUUGAUUCUGAUAGAGGCUCAAAUGAUUCUGAUUCAUCUGACAGUGAAACUGAUGAGACUUCUGAAAAGAAUAUGAAUGAAGAAUUUUCUGCAGACAUUUCGGAUAUGGAAAAGAAUGAAAAAGGAAUUGAUGAGAAAUCUGUGGAAGAAAACCCAAAGAUCCCACAUGCAUUGAUGAAAGAAAAUGACAGGACUCAAGGGCAGCCUCUAGAAACUUUGAAACUGGAAGUUGAAGAAAGUGAACAAAUAGUUCAGAUUUUUGGAAACAAAGCUGAACAAGUAGAAGAAAUUAAAAAAGAGACUGAAAAAUCACCUAAAGGGAAGGGAAGAAGGAGCAAGACAAGAGACCCCUCUUUAGAGAAUGUAAAAAUUUUACCAGAAAGCCACGAAGAGGGAACAAAUGAAACCCUCAUAGAAUCUGAAAGAUCAGAAAUUUCUUCCUUAGAUAGUAAAGAGUUUUCCACUACUACUGAAAACGAAACAGACCCUUGUACAAAAGAUAAGAAGUUUUUAAAAAGGAAAACAUUGGAACAGACAUCGCCUGAGAAAAAGGUACGACGAGAGUGUGAGAUGGAAGUGCCAAAUAUUGUAUCUGAUGAGAGGACCGGUGAAUGUAUUGGGAUGGAGGAAUGUAAAGAUUUUAAUGAAGAGUCGCAUAGAACUGAAAAUGAAGAAAUGCCAUCUUUAGUAGCAGAGUCAAAUCAACAUGUUCAAGAGCUGACGAAUGAAAACUUUGCAUGCACAUCUGAAGAAAAUGAGCAUAUGCCAUUAAAAGAUGACGAUGACACUAUGCCUCAGAUUGGACCUGAAACUCUCCUUUGCCAUGAAGUGGACUUGGAUGACUUUGAUGAAAAGGAAAAGAGCAGUAGUGAGGAUGCAGUAACAGAAAAGCCAGAUCCUAACACUUUGACCUCAAAUCUGUCUGCCUUACCCCCUACAGUCCAGCCUAAUUUUUCUGUGGCCUCACCCCUUGCUCUUAGUCAGGAUGAAUCUCGCAGUAUAAAAAGUGAAAGUGAUGUAACUAUUGAAGUGGACAGUGUGGCAGAAGAAUCUCAAGAAGGUCUCUGUGAAAGCGAGUCUGCUAACGGAUUUGAAGCCAGUACCACUUCAAGCAAUUGUAGUAUAGUAGUACAAGACCGAGAUAUUGGAGAGAAGGGUCAAAAAAGGCCAAGUGAUGGCAAUAGUGCGACACUGGCAAAGAAACAAAAGCGUACUCCAAAGCGAUCAAGUGCUGUAGCCAAAACUGAAAAGAAUGGAACAGGACAAAGCAGUGAUAGUGAAGAUCUUCCUGUACUGGACAGUUCAAGUAAAUGUACUCCAGGAAAACACAUAAAUGUGUCCAAACCACAGAAACUUGCACGAUCACCUGCAAGAGUAAUUUCCCCUCACAUCAAAGAUGGAGAAAAGGAUAAACAUAGAGAGAAACAUCACCACAAUCCUUCCCCUAGAGUGUAUAAAUGGAGUUUCCAACUCAAUGAACUAGAUAAUAUGAAUAGCACUGAGAGAAUCUCCUUUCUACAAGAAAAACUACAGGAAAUCAGAAAAUAUUACAUGUCCCUGAAGUCAGAAGUAGCAACAAUAGACAGAAGAAGAAAGCGAUUAAAAAAGAAAGACCGAGAAGUGUCUCAUACAGGAGCAUCCAUGUCGUCUGCUUCAUCAGACACUGGAAUGAGUCCAUCUUCAUCUUCUCCUCCCCAGAAUGUGCUUGCUGUAGAAUGCAGGUGAUACACAUUAUCUGCUUUGCCAGCAGUUUGCUGCCAUGGACAUAAAUCCUGAAAUAUAACCACAAAAAGCACUCAACUGGUUUGAUAUUGCCAAGUACAUUCUGAACACUCUUCCACUGCUGGACUAUAUCUGUUUCCUCCCCUCUGUGUUUUUUAUUUUAUUUUAUUUUUACUAUUGAGAAAUUAAGCUCAUUAGUAACUGAAGGUUUGCAGGCACCAUCUGACACAUUUGUCAUCGUGUUUAUUUUUUGUUAAUACAGAGAAAGGGCACUUAUCAGAUUUGAAAAGUUUUAUGUCCAGUGAAGCAUUCAGGUGUUCUAAGAGAUUUACAGAAAAGCAAGUGCAUCAAACAGACAUCAGAAUAUUAUCAAACAGAAUCAAGUUACUGCUGCACUUUCACCCACCUUGUAUGCGAACCCUUGGUGAGUAGUUCCUCUUUGUGGAAGCACUUGCUAUACAGAACUGCCAAAGUAUGUGUUCAGCAAUGUGCCCAGUUUUAAAGAUGUAAAUGGGACAAAAUAAAUUGUGAAAGGAAGUGUAGUUGACUGAAAACUACAGUUGUAAUAAGUCUUCCACUUUUUAUAGGAUUUUUGAGCACACAAUUAUGCAAAUAUUUUAAUGUUUAUUAAUGUUUACAGUGGAAUUGUGAAUAGGUUUUCAGUGGACUAUCUUAUCCCUUGACAAAAAUAUUUUGUCUUUUUUCUAUGUAAUUUCAGAGUUUUUAUUUUGUUACAAAAAGACGAAAAAUGAAAUAUAUAACAACAAUGAAGUUAUUUAACAAGAUUUCUAAAGCUGAAAUUUUUUGUGUAAAAUAAGGUAUCUUGCGACUUGUUAAAUAUAUUUAUUCAGACAUUGGAUGUUGUAUUUUUAUGUAUUUUUUAAAAUAUUAAUAAAAUUGGAAAAAAAAUUCUAGGUUAGUUCGCUCUUUUGAAAAAAACAUACCGAUCAGUUGUAGCUCUUACAGGAGGUUUUAUCCAGUAGCCAUGCCUGUAUGUGCAGCGGGUUUAUCUAUUCUUCCACAAUGUAUAACUGUAAUUGGGCAUCUGGAUUAAACUAUGACCUUGUUUGAAAACUUUGGCAGUCCUAGUACUUACAUUGUUUUGAGGAACAAAUUUUAUUGGGUUGCCCUUAAGAUGCUUUGUCUCAGUUUUUAUGUUUGCUAUACUGCCGAAUGAAUUUAUAUCUCCCAAAGUUGAGAUGCAACAAUAAAGUAAGCAACUGUGUAUACUUUGUCUGUGGAUUGUCCCACAGACUGAUGCAGUUUGUAAAUAACUCUUCCAAAACCAUGUAUUUAAAACAGUUUGCAUAUACAUUAUGUAUAAAAGUGAUUUUUUUAUCAAUUUUUUAUUCAUGUUUGUACAUUGAAAGGGGUUUUAACCUCUCUGUGUUUAAAAUGCUGUAGAAUAAUAACAUAGAUGCUCUAGACUGUAUAUCAGGAUAUUAUGGUUCACAAAGCAGAAAGUCAGAGCGAAACACUAGUGAUGGGGGUAGCAUUACUAAAAUUGAUGUUUCUUGAAACUUCAUUUUACCACAUUUGUCAACUUGUGAUUCCAAUUCCUUCCAUUUUCGCAGAGAAUUAAAGAAAAAGUACUCUUGUAAAAUGCACUUUUCCGUCUUUUCUUAAGCAAAGCAGAUUCAAGAUAAAAGAUAAAAUGUAAGAUAAAAUGGAGUUCACUAGAGAGCAUUAAUAAAAGCCGUGUUUAAAACAUA